GCAUUAAAAUUAUGCUCUUUCUGGACGUAAAUGACUUACGCCCCUCCUGGAACGGCGUAAAAAGGCAUUAAAAUUUUGCAUCAAAGUCCUAUACCUUUCACGCACCCUCGCCAAGGAAAUUAAACGAUUUACGCCCUUAAAAGCGUAAAAGAAUGUUAAUGCCCUGAAGGGUGUAGUUUUCAUGCCUUUGUUUUACGAGUGAACUGUGAAAAUUUGUUGUCACUUUAUGACAAAAUAGUGGAUAAUAUUUUCAUCACUCUCAAAAGAUGACAAUCUCCACAAAUUAACGACAUUUUUAUCAAAGCUUCUAUACUUAUUGCAUUGGUGUGACAGCAAUGUAAUCCAUUGUUUUGAUGACAUCCUUGUCGGGAAUAUUAGCCUUGAAAUUGUCAAGCGACGACUCAAGUUUUCAGUGUGUAGCGCACCCCUCAAACGUAAUGUGUGUUUAUGCCUAUUUCAUGAAAGUGCAAUGUGAACUCAUCUUCUGUCCCGUAGCGUUCCCCACUCCCUCCAUCUCGUGAUCCAUGAUAAUUGCAACGGACUCACGAUCGGCUAGAUGGAUUGCUGGCUAUUUCUGACUCCCGUUUUUGUUGUUUUUCUGCUCACUGGCUACGCCGGAGCACCCAUUGUGUCGGAGAUGCACGGCAUAUUCGCCAGAAUCUGUUUGAAGUCGGACUCGUGCGCAUCUACGUUGAAGAUCCCGCGCAUGCUGUGCUCAACUAGGACGCGCCAUGUGUGCAGCAAAACAAAGAGAGCUGUUGUCAUUGAAGGGAGCCACAAGAUGGGGUGCAUGAUUGUCGUUCUCGCAACGCUAAUCUCAAUAAGAGAGGUGCUGAGUCUUCCGCGAGUGCGGCUCGUUCCAAAGAUCCACGGUAUUUGGCCAUGUCCAGCACACUUGAAUCACUUCACAGAGAUUUACAACUAUUCCAUUGGGUUGGAUGAAAACGGAAUGGAGCGUCUUAAUGUCGACGGAAAGAUUCACAGGAAGAUCAUUACUGUCACUAAGUUCGCGAUAACGAUGCACCGAUGUCGAGGUGGCGUGUCUGCAGGGAAUUGCGAAUAUUUCUCAAACUGGAACUGGGAGAGGGGCUGCUGCGCUAUUAUCGCCACAAGGGGUGUGCCGUGGACACCUAUCGUCGACUCCAUCAGCCCCACGUUCCAGUGUCCCAUGGACCAGAUAUAUAUAUUUUGAUCUACAUGAGACUCGGAAACGGGAAAAACGUCUUCAGGGGAUCGAAACCGAGUCCGAUCCAAAUCUGCAGUCCAAAUUGAGCUCGCUCGCCAUCAACUCUCAAAAAGACAGUAAAUGUGAUCCGAUCUCAUUGAGAUAAAAACUGGCCUAGCCAAAUCUUGCAAACAAGACACUCACCAAAUUUGAAAUUGAAAUUACGUAAACUUUCUAUUAUACAGGGAUCUCAUUUUUUUGAACACCAGUGAGAUUUUCAGUGAAAUUAAAACUCGCCGAUGAAAAUAAAUCAAAAGGCCGGCUAAAUCUUAAAUGCCAAUGCUAAAGCCGGCUAACGCAUUGCACGGUGUCCCGACAUUGCAACAUGUUUGAAGUCUGUCAUUAGUAAAAAGUUCGUAGCAGAAAGGACGCAGUAAAUUAAUUUUCGUGGGUUGGCAUCAGUUAUCUCGGCGUCUGCGCCCUUUCAAAAAUCGCCUGCCCCUCGCUGUAUGCGAAAUAUGGCGGCACGAAGUAUGGCAAAUCCUGCUCGCUGAGGGCCAGCAGAAGACGACGCCUGCCAGACGCUUGAAACUAGCGAUAUUUUAGUAUUGUCAGCGUUUUCCACCAGAUUACUGUUACCAGUUUGUUCCUUAAGAUAUCCGAAACAUUUUAUCGCAAUAUCAUUCACAGAAUUCGCUCCCGCGGGUGAAUUUCACUGUGGCAAAAAGGUACGGAAAAUUCUGUUAAUUUUUUU
Thrips palmi is the source of this 1919-nucleotide messenger RNA. RefSeq lists its product as uncharacterized. The record is from RefSeq and is a predicted model, not a curated record. Lineage: Eukaryota; Metazoa; Arthropoda; Insecta; Thysanoptera; Thripidae. The transcript is spliced from 4 exons. The coding region runs from base 557 to 1192 and encodes 211 amino acids.